UAGGUGGCUGAAAGCCCAACGAACUCUAUUUUAUUGCGCACUCAUCGCGCAGGCUUUACUCUGUCUCCCAGUUAUCUUCCACACCUCUACCGGUUCGAACGCCUGUUAUUGCUCCUGGCUUUGUUGUGGCAGUGAUAAAUGGUUUAAGCUCAGCCGCAAUGAUUUUAUUCUGGCUAUGGGCAGUAAUAGCCUGCCUUGUAAGCAAUUCAGCGGCGGAGAGGGGUGGUUCCCUCAGGGGAGCGCUUGAAGCAUUACAAAGGAGACAACGCGGCCGUCUUCAUACUUCGGGACCUAUCGUUCCACAGGAUUAUGAUGCUUUAUACGAGUUCGUUCCUCCUCAAGCAUAUGCAGAACCCGACUAUGCGAUUGAUGUAGAGGAUGUUGAGGAAGAGCCAAAGUACAUUGUAAAAUUACUUGAUAAUGAAAGUCCUUCUGAUGCAUACGAAUAUAAGAUCAUCAAAAAGAAAAAUUCGGUUACCCGUGGUGAUAAUAAAAGAGAAUCUGCUUUUCGGGAGAGAAGUCAGCACUCCGACAACGAUAGACUUCGGGACCUUUUCAUGGAUAGAAAUGAGGCACAGGAGAAAGAAGAAAUUUCACAAGAAAGACCUGAAACCGACGCUGAUUAUGCUAUGCUAUUAGGACAAUUAUGGAGUAAAUAUAAAACCAAUAAAGCAAAUUCUAACCGAGUCGAAAAUGCUCCACAAGGUGUAAUUAAAUUGUACAAAGAGAAGAUUGUUAAAAAAAGUUAUCCAAAUAAUUGGGGGCCCAUAGCUUUCAAAAGGAAAAGAAGUUCAGGCUACGAACCGGAGCAACCAUCUGUUGAUAUUGACGAAAGUAAAAUUCUAGAGAACCAAGACCAAGAAAAUUCUAAUUAUAACGCGUACGAUGUAUCUGAUGAUGACAAAGACGAUAUGAGAGAAGAAUAUGCCAUUGCUUUUCAGCCGUUAGAUGAUGACAGCCUUUCUGAUCUGGCAGAUGAGGAUCAGUUUGCUUAUGAAAAUAUUGAGAAAAGAUUUCCUGUGUCCAAACGAAGUGGUGGAACUGGAAGCAUUAAUAUGCAAAAGAAAAGAUUUGCCCUAAAUAACCACGAUAAUGCAAAAACUUUUAGAGGUAGUUCGGGUACUGAUCCAAAAAUAAUCGAAGAUUUAUCAAAAAUAUUUGAUAAUUCGGAAUAUGAAAUAAUAAGAAACCCAGUCAAAAGAAGCAGUGACAAUCUCGAAACCCCUCAUGAAGUAAAACCUCCGAAUGUGAAUAUUCAUCAUAAAAAUGAUAGUCACAUUAACUCCAGCUCAGCGUCACCUGACUCCACAAAUCAUGAGCAUCAUGGUCAUCCCCCAGGAGUAACUGGCAAAGAGUUAGAACAUGAUGAACAUUCACACAAUCACGAUCAUGAUCACCACAACCAUGACAUGACAGAGUCUCAAAAACCCAAAAUUGUAAAAAAAAAGUCUGUAGACUGGUCCGAUUACUUUGGAAUUGACAAAAGAUUUAAAAAGUCACCGGGCUUAAGUGAUGAGCGGCUUAAAAAGCUUUAUUUUGAUACAUUUAACAAAGAGGUGGUUUAUCCCUCAAACAAUGUAAGGAGAACUAGUUACAUGAAGCGGAACUUUGUUUCACCGAAGUUUAAAGAGAAUGUACCAAAUACUAAUAUGAAACCACGUGCAGAAAAAAGGAAUGCUGGUAAUACUGAGACAAAGUUAGAAAAUUUUGACAAAAAAAUAAAGAACAUGGAAGGCAUAAUCGUAGAUGAAGCAUUGCAGUACUCUAAUAAUGGAGAAGGUUUAGAUUCAAAGGAAGAACAAGAAAUGAAAGAAAAGUUAUUGUCACGUCUAGCUGCCGCCUAUAGUUUGGAAAAAAUGCGAAAGGCAUUAAAAGAAUUCAAACAGAGCCUACAAAUACAAAAGGUGACUCCAAGCUCUCAGUCUACUUCGGAUGGUGAAUCAAAAGAUAAGAGAGUUGCCGUUAAAAAAGAAAAAGUAAUAGGUAACGCUAUUCCAUCUGUUCAUGAACAAAAAAGUGAAAUAGAUGAAGACUUUGAAGAUGAACAAGGUGCAGGACACUACAUAAAUGGAAAACUAGAAGAACAAUUAUCCGAGGGAUACAUGGGUGGAAGUGGCCGACAUCGUUCUCCUGCCAUUUCAACAGUAAGCUCUGCCGGCGCAUGUCCUGUUCUUGAUAAGAUCAUUAAAAGGUGCAGAGGUGUGGACUUACUAGCGGGAGACCGCGGCCAGCUGUUCCUACCUCUGUGUAGUUUACAUCAAAUAUGCUACCUAUGUGGAGAAGCCCCACCUACGACCUGCGAUUUAGUUUUUCUCUCAGAAGCCGAUUCCACCUGUGAGGGCGAUAUGAGCUGCCAACGUGCGGCACGAUCUGCUUUGAUGGCUUUGAGAGAGCUACAUGACAACCUGGCUGAUGAGUUGGAUGGUGAAUGCGAGGCUAGCCCCUGCCUUCCUGCAACCCUUAAGCUGAAUCUAGGCUGGCAGAGAGCCCUGCAACGAUAAAUAACGGUUUUUUGGUUCGCAUUUUGCGGUGAUGAUAUAUCUAAUCCAAAACGGAGUUCUGAAAGGGAAACGGAUCAAAUUGUUCGUUUGAAAUGAGUGUAUUUCAUUGUUAAAGAUUUGUUACUAUUUUGUAAUACUUUUUUCUAAAUUCUACUAUCAAACAGUCUGCAUUUGAUCAAGCAUUUAACUAAGUAUUUAGGUAUAUUUUUCUACCAUUUUUUCGUACGUACCUAGCCAGCCAUAGGUGCGUACGAGCAUUUACUACUAUGUGUCGUAAGGUGCAACUUUACUCUUUAUGUACUUAAAAGAACUACACCCUUAUGAUGUAUUGAGUAACUAUGCUUUUCAUAUUAUGUUGUAUAUAAUUGUGAUGAAGAUUAUAAUAUUUCCUAUUCAAAACCUCAUGUUGUCGGUAUGUUUAAAGAAUGAUAAGAAGAAUAAUGGAUAUAAUAUAUUGUCUGAUGGGAGUUUAUCAUUGUUGAAAGUUAUUUGCAUGUUAAAUAUUAUUUGUGUUGUGUCAGCGUUAUUAUGAAUGGAUCCUAAGUAUUGUAACACUAAAUGUAUUUAUGUGUAAUUUUAUUCAUAAAAACAAAUUAUUCUUAAACGUUAAAUGAAUGUAGAAUAAUUUUAAAUAAA
Messenger RNA from Pieris rapae (cabbage white), 3137 nucleotides. RefSeq lists its product as uncharacterized. NCBI's taxonomy places the organism in Eukaryota, Metazoa, Arthropoda, Insecta, Lepidoptera, Pieridae. The record is from RefSeq and is a predicted model, not a curated record. The transcript has 5 exons. Bases 159 to 2501 code for a protein of 780 amino acids.